Messenger RNA from Brassica napus (rape), 3913 nucleotides. Its product is annotated as G-type lectin S-receptor-like serine/threonine-protein kinase At1g11330. The coding region runs from base 1306 to 3792 and encodes 828 amino acids. Gene Ontology annotation, biological process: protein phosphorylation; recognition of pollen. The record is from RefSeq and is a predicted model, not a curated record. The transcript is spliced from 7 exons. Gene Ontology annotation, molecular function: ATP binding; protein serine/threonine kinase activity. Lineage: Eukaryota; Viridiplantae; Streptophyta; Magnoliopsida; Brassicales; Brassicaceae.
AAAGAAGAGUUCUAAGAAACUUUUACAAUUUUCUUGAUUGAUCGAAAGUGAAACCAUAUGCCUUGUUUUAUACUCUGUUUUCCACAAUAUGUUGCAGUUCAGAUUCCUUGCUAACCAUUGUUUCUUCAGCAACAAGCAAAUGUUGGUCUUUCUUUGUAGGUGGUAACAACACCUAGAUAAUUCGUCCACUUAAAUUGCACCCUUGUAGCUCUGGAGAUGUUGUCUUUAACCCAACGUACCAGACCAGCGUACAUCAUAACUCGUCUCUCGGGAAGUAGCUUCUUCUUCAACUUGUUUUUUUUUUUUUAAAUAAAUUUCUUCUUCUUCAACUUGAAACACCACAGUUUCGAAUACUGUCGUUGCUUCUUCUUAUAUCUCCUAUAAUCUGUCUUUGAAGACAGCCUAUAAAUCCCACCAGCAACACCUCAAUACCCAUAACCUGCAAGCACUUUUUUGAAACUGAAAAUUCUUUUUAUAACGUGCAAGCACUUCUUUCCCGUUUGAUAAGCUUGUGUUUUUCUUUCUCCUUGACAGAAGACAAACCAUCCUCCAUUCUUCACCCGUGUGUUAAAGUUGAUAAACUCACUCGCAUGGUGAGUUGUUUUAAACUUGAUUUUCCCGCUCUUCACCAUCAACUCCACAGGUCUCAAGAAGAUGGAAUCUGAAUCUCUCGAAUGCUACAAAAUUUGAGUCAGUGCUUCGGAUCGUUUGUAGGAUCUUCCUUCCUCUAAUUCAAUUUUUCAUGAACUGAGUGUAUUUAUGAAAGAGUGGAGCAACUGCUGUGUCACAUAUCUUUAUCUUCCACAUAGAGUUGUUCCAGAAAUAACAAAAAGCAGAAGAAUCAUAAGGGUUUUAAAUAUUUUUAACAUCUUUCACUCUUUUGAUGCUUUACAAAAACAAGUUACCUUCGUCUUGUUGCAGGGAAUGAAUCUUACAAAUACAAGUUACAACCUCUUUGGAACCAACGUAGUAUGAACUCGCUUAAUUUUCUUACAAUCACUCUUUCAUAAGACACCUGAUUUGACCGUCCAUGACUACUCCCUACUCCUUGUCUACGUUGAAAUUUCACGAUAAAGUCAACUCAAUUUUUUUCAAAAGUGGUCCCAGUAAGAUUGGCGCUAACGCAAGUAGUCCUCUCUCUCACGCUUUCUUUCUCAGUCCCACGCUGCCAUCAGUAGAAAAGUCAGCAAACACAAUACUACACCACAGACAAUUACGACUACGUUUAUUAUUUGUAUACCUCUCUUUCCAAAGAGAGAACAAAGAGCAAAGCAAAACUGGAACUAUUCUUUUCCAACUAUAGUUAUGGUGCUUCUACUGAACACACGUCGUCGUUUCGUUAUUGUUCUUCUACUUGCAACACUCUCUUGCUUCUCCGUUAGGCUCUGCUUCGGCCAAGACAGAAUCACCUUCACUACUCCGAUCAACGACACAGAUUCCCUUCUCUCCCAAAGUGGUGUUUUCAGGUUUGGUUUCUUCACUCCUGUAAAUUCCACUACUCGGAUACGUUACGUCGGGAUUUGGUACGACAAGAUUCCAAAACAAACUGUGGUUUGGGUUGCUAACAAAGACACUCCCAUCAACGACGCUUCCGGUGUUGUUUCCAUCUCCGACGACGGAAACCUCGUGGUUACCGAUGGUCGAAACCGCCUUCUAUGGUCGACCAACGUCACGCUAACCAUGGCUCCAAAUGCUGCUUGGAUUCAGCUGAUGGAUACUGGGAACCUUGCGUUACAAGAUAACCAAAACAACGGAGAGAUUCUCUGGGAGAGUUUCAAGCAUCCUUAUAACUCUUUCUUGCCAACAAUGACUCUUGGGACCAACAAGAGAACCGGAGAGAAUCUGAAGCUUACUUCUUGGAGAAGCUAUCAAGAUCCUUCAACAGGGAACUAUACAGCUGGUCUUGCUCCUUUAACCUUUCCCGAGCUCACGUUUCCUGAGCUUCUGAUUUGGAAGAACAAUGUUCCAGUCUGGCGUAGUGGACCUUGGAACGGUCAGGUUUUCAUCGGUUUACCGGACGUGGAUUCUCUUUUGUUUCUUGAUGGGUUUAAUCUUAUCAAUGAUAAGCAAGGAACAUUUUCAAUGUCAUUUGCUAAUGAUUCUUUCAUGUAUCACUUUAACUUGGAUCCUGAUGGAGUUAUAUAUCAGAGAGAUUGGAGUACUUCUUUGAGAGAUUGGAGGAUCGGUGCAAUGUUUCCAUCUACGUACUGUGAUGCAUACGGUAUAUGUGGUCCAAACGGAAGCUGCAGUUCCCGGGAAGAUCCGCCUUGUGAAUGUGUUAAAGGGUUUGUGCCGAGGAACAGCACAGAGUGGAAUGCAAGGAAUUGGAGUAAUGGAUGUGUGAGAAAAGGUCAAUUGCGGUGCGAGAGGCAGAGCAAUGGAGGAGGAAAAGGAGAUGUGUUUGUUAGACUGCAGAAGAUGAAAGUACCAGUCAAUGCAGUACAAUCUGAUGCUAAUGAGCAAGAUUGUCCUAAACAGUGUAAGGAUAACUGUUCUUGCACUGCUUAUGCUUUUGAUCGGGGAAUCGGAUGCAUGCUUUGGAGUGGUAACUUAGUUGAUAUGCAAUCAUCAUUGAGAACUGGCAUUGAUCUUUAUAUUCGACUUCCGCAUUCUGAACUCAAAACACAUAGCAAUCGAGCAGUUAUCAUCAUUGCACCCGUGCUAGGCGUUGCGUUCCUUGCUGCCGUCUGCGUUCUUUUAGCAUGCAGGAAAUUCAAAAAACGUCCAGAUACAAGUGCAGAAUUAAUGUUUAAGAGAAUGGAAGCACUUACAAGUGGUAAUGAGACUGCUUCUAACCAAGUGAAGCUCAAGGAGCUUCCACUCUUUGAGUUUCAAGUGUUAGCCACAGCAACUGAUAGCUUCUCUCUAAGAAACAAGCUCGGACAAGGUGGAUUUGGUCCUGUUUACAAGGGAAAAUUGUCAGAAGGGCAAGAAGUUGCAGUGAAGAGGCUCUCACAGGCAUCAGGACAAGGACUUGAGGAGCUUAUGAACGAAGUGGUUGUGAUUUCCAAGUUGCAACAUCGGAAUCUAGUGAAGUUACUUGGCUGUUGCAUUGAAGGUGAAGAAAGACUGUUAGUCUACGAAUAUAUGCCUAAUAAAAGCUUGGAUGCCUAUCUAUUUGACCCAUUGAAGCAAAAGAUUCUUGACUGGAAGACACGGUUCAACAUAAUGGAAGGGAUUUGCAGAGGUCUCUUGUAUCUUCACAGAGAUUCAAGACUAAAGAUCAUACACAGAGAUCUAAAAGUCAGCAACAUUUUGUUAGAUGACAAUCUGAAUCCCAAAAUAUCUGAUUUCGGGCUUGCAAGAGUUUUUCGAGCAAAUGAAGAUGAAGCAAACACAAGAAGGGUUGUUGGAACAUACGGCUAUAUGUCACCUGAAUAUGCAAUGGAAGGUUUAAUUUCAGAAAAAUCAGACGUUUUUAGUUUGGGGGUUAUAUUUUUAGAGAUCCUAAGUGGGAGAAAAAACUCUCACAAGGAAGAGAAUAAUCUAAACCUUUUAGCUUAUGCGUGGAAGCUGUGGAACGAAGGUGAGGCUGCUUCUCUAGCUGAUCCAACCAUCUUUGAUAAGUCUUUCGAGAAAGAGAUAACGAGAUGUGUUCAGAUUGGUUUGUUGUGUGCGCAAGAAGCUGCAAACGAUAGACCAAAUGUUUCAACCGUGAUCUGGAUGCUAACUACCGAAAACACGAACCUCCAAGAGCCAAAGCAGCGUGCGUUAAUAGCAAGAAGAGGAUCUUGUGACCAGGGUAGUCUCUCUACCAAUGAUUUGAGCCUCACAGCUGUAACAGGGCGUUAGCCUCACAACGCCAAUAUGGCUGUUUACAUAAUAUGUAAGGUUUGGGAAUCUGCUAUGUUUGCAAAUUUGUUAUUCUGCGCAUAUUUAACACUAAGGGUCUGACUGAUGACCAUUCGGAAAA